AUGGCCGGCCUGUGGACGACGUAUAUGGACAGCCCGCCAACGCAGCGAUCCACCGUGCUUGCCUCGAUAAUCAACGACCUUCCAAAGGCUCUUUUAGCUGUCAAGACACUCGGAAGAAAUCCAGACGCCUCUUCCGUCAUUGUCAAACCCGCCAAUCUCCGUCAACUGCACAAACUAUCCCGUCCCUCAAACUCACCAGCAGCCUCUGCGGAGGCCCUCCGCUGCGUUGCCAACGCGCUAUUAUUAGUCGAGUCCGGUCGGGAUGCUUGGUUAGAAGUUGGAGGCGGUAAAUUAUGCCUCGACUAUUUACGAGAUCCCAAAGUCAAAGAAGAGUUUUACUUUCUCAACGCGCGCAUCCUCUUCCUCACCACGUUGAAGCAAUGCCCCUUCUUGAAGGAAACUGCAGAGGACCAAAAGGUUAUCGAAAGCAUCGCAGAGCGGUGCGAAUCGUUACUGGAAGCCAACAUUUCAAGCAAACCGUUUGCAAAGGAGGCGUUGACGGACGUCCUCAAGUUUAUAUUCAAUCUCAUGCUCCAGUAUCCACGAAUGACAGACGGUGAAGGGGCAGAACGAAAGGUGAUGGGCGAGCAAUGGAGUCCACGAUUCGACCCACUGAUAACACCCUUGAUUCACAUCUUUAUCCGCCUUCCUCCUUCAAAUCCACCCCUUGCAGCCCCUCUUACCCAUGUCAUUCAUGCUCUCCUGAACAUACCAGUCCUCUCGUAUGCCAGCGUUUGGUUCCCCUCUCUACCCACGGAGAAGGAAAGGAGCUCAAAGCUGAAGAAGCCAUCUACCCCUCGCGGUGAUAGUGCCGCCUCUACGUCGUCCGCCUCCGGUACACCAAAGGACAAUGGCUGGUCCAAAUCCUCUGGAUCGUCGCUGUCAGAUCCAUUCCAAAGAGCCAUGUCGCUCCUUUCGUCUCAACGAAGGUCAUUUGGUGGAACACCGCGUCCAGAAGUACCAAGGAGGUCGACCAGUUCGGCAUCUGCCUCUGGAUCGACGUCAAGUUCACCGCCCCGAAGUUCUUCUAUCGAAGGAAGCUCGGAGCAAGAUAGAAUGCGUUCAUCAUCCCCCUCGCGUGCCUCGACCUCUUCCUCCUCGGGAGGCAAGCCAAACAUGCAAAUGGUUACCCAAGCUUGUCAGCUGUUGGAAACAACCCUCGCCACAUACUGGCCUGGGACGACAGAAGUAGACGCGCAGAGCGUGCGUGACCACGCAAAGCGAGAAGGCAUCACGCUCGACGAAGUUAUCACGCCUCUUGUGGCAUUGAUGGCGCGCAUGGCAGAGCAUCUGGACGCUCGCGUCGAGAUGAGGAAUUGGAUACUGCCUGCAGAUCUGGACCGAAAGGAGUCGUUGGAGAACCGGAGCGACACACUUGGACGCUGUCUACGGCUGAUGGCCGGCGUUUAUUUUCCACGUUUAAAGGAUGCCAUUGGCGAAUGGCUCUUUACCGUCUGCGAUUCGGAUGCGACCAUCUUAUCCGGACAAAUUGGAUACGGGAACGCGGCCGGGUAUCUCUUCAACAAGGGCCUCAUGUCGGCACCCCCUUCGACUUCUGCCUCUUCGAGGGCGUCCACGAGCGGCGGGAGUGGUCCCUCUCUACCGGAGAAUAUCAACCCGAUCACAGGUACACUGAACCGGGAAGACGAAGACGACGGACCGGAGAUGACCGAAGAGGAAAAGGAGAGAGAGGCAGAGAAGUUGUUUGUCCUCUUUGACCGUCUGGAUAAAGCGGGGAUCGUCGAGCAUCCGGCACGCAAAGCGAUCCAAGAAGGCAAGUUUAGUAUGGGACCGUUUGGACCUUAG
Serendipita indica DSM 11827 is the source of this 1806-nucleotide messenger RNA. NCBI's taxonomy places the organism in Eukaryota, Fungi, Basidiomycota, Agaricomycetes, Sebacinales, Serendipitaceae. The record is from the annotation of a GenBank genome assembly.